AACAACAACAAGUCAUCUGUUAUCAUGACUAUAUUGUCUUUUUUUGACACAGGUCCUGUUGUCUCAGAAAUUUUCACAACACAGAAAUGCAUGUUAAACUUGGGUUGGAUUUUACAUACACGGAUUAAGCAGUUUUUUCUUCUUACAAUUUACGUUUUUGAUCCAUCACAGAGACAUUCUGGGGGAUUUCUGUACCAAACGCCACAAAUUUGCAAACCGAACAACCAGGACUGCCCCGGCCAAACAGAGAUGUGCGCCAUAUCAGGGUUUCUUAAAAUUGGAAAUAUUUGUUAUCCUGUGGGUGAAAUGACAUGUAGGCAACCAGACCCCAUCAUGAGCAAAAUGAUGUGUGGGCAAACGGACUCUUUCGUGGGUGAAAUGAACUGGAUACCAAUUUGAAAAAUUGUC
Messenger RNA from Octopus sinensis (East Asian common octopus), 408 nucleotides. RefSeq lists its product as uncharacterized. The record is from RefSeq and is a predicted model, not a curated record. The transcript is spliced from 3 exons. NCBI's taxonomy places the organism in Eukaryota, Metazoa, Mollusca, Cephalopoda, Octopoda, Octopodidae. The coding region runs from base 25 to 399 and encodes 124 amino acids.